AUGUCGCUCACCGAGAUACGAAAUGUCGUCCUCCUAUUCAGUAACCCAGUAUGGAGCGGCGCCAGUACGGUCCCGUCGACAAUCAUCCGAAACCUCACGGCUCUUUCGUCCGACAUAGCAUAUAAGGAGAGAAUUUCCACCAACAUUACCACACUAACCUCCACAAAUGCCGACUCGUCUAAUGGCCUUAUCACCGGCCUUCUCUACGUCCCCGACCUCGACAACGAUCGUGAGUGCGACCAGCAACAAUACCAGUUUAUUCCUCGAAAUGUCACCCGCCGAGAUAAUCUCCCUCCUACCAAUUACAACCUCAUCGCUCUUGCGCCGUGGUUCAGCAUCGACUGUACCCUAGCCUACCUUGCUUCUGCGCGUCUCGACCCCAUUCGCGCUUUCAUCUUUUACAAACCUAACAACUCGUCAAAUCAACCGCAAGAUGCGGACUCGCCUGUUUGGAAUCUGGAAGAUGGUGGAGCCUGGAUGACCGUUAACAAAUAUCCGAUUUACGCCAUUUCUGGUCAAGAAGGCCAGAAUAUGAUGCGACAACUCAGUUACUAUUCAGGCAGCGUGGACGACAUACCUUACGGCGAAAAUAUCAGCACACUAUAUGGCCCGAACCCGAAGGACUAUGUCCGUAUUUGGACCGAACUCAGCGUUCAGGACGAGUCUGAUAUUCCACCACUAUGGGCGUUCUUCCUCAUAGUGAUUGGUGCCUUGCUUGCCAUAUUUGCAUUCGUCUCGAUAACAAUGCACCUUGUUCAGCGAAGACGACGUAUAUCACUUCGAAAAAGAGUUGAAUCUGGCGAAGUCGAUCUUGAAGCCAUGGGAAUUAAACGCCUGACAGUACCUGCUACCCAUAUCACCAGCUUUCCUCUAUUUACCUACAACGCGGACCCGGACUCGGCAGCGCCUCCUCCUACCCCAUCAUCUACACGACGCAUGCGAAGUAGCCGAGGAUUCGAUCAACGCAGUAUACGAUCCGGUGCCAGUGUCCGGAGCAAACGAUCCAAUAUCGGAGCCUCGGGCGACAACGCUGCUACUAAUUUCCAACCUAGUUGCCACAUCUGCCUCACCAAUUUCGAACACCGAGUCACAAUUAUUCGGGAGCUUCCUUGCGGUCACAUAUUCCAUCCCGAAUGUAUCGACGAGUUUUUGUCAAAGAACAGUUCUCUCUGUCCUAUGUGCAAGCAUUCGAUGCUGCCCAGAGGUUACAGUCCAAGGAUCACGAACGGAAUGGUGCGUCGAGAACGUGCUCUGAGAAAAUUACGUCAAAGAGUCGACCUCGAGGAUUUGUCUGAGGAAGGUGAUAACACAACGAUGAAAGACUGGAGUAAACGACUAUUCCGAACCUCACCGUCACCUUCACGGCCUUCCUCGUCGCCACUUGUUAAUUUGAAGCUACCUAACUUCAGACGACAGCCUGCUACAAAUACAGCAACAAAUGAUGAGGGACGAGUAGAAUCGCCACCAGCAUCGUCCACACCCGCACAAUCCCAAGAACUAGAGCCAGAAGCAGAAGCAAACACCCGCCCACCAGCUCCAGCCCAGAUUCCGAAGACAAGGAGACCCAGACCUCGACUUUUGAAUAUGCUCCCAACACAGCCAGAGAAUUCCGAGUUGAAUACGGAUCCAACGCCAAGACGUGGAAGUCCUUCUUCGUUUGCUCGACAACGCAUGCGUGAAAUUGCAGCCAAGAACGCGCCUUUCGACGAUCCGGACUCUCAAAGGGCGAUAUGGCUACGAGCACUCUCAAAAGUUUUCCCAGGCUAUUUCUAA
Fusarium fujikuroi IMI 58289 is the source of this 1773-nucleotide messenger RNA. RefSeq lists its product as uncharacterized. The record is from RefSeq and is a predicted model, not a curated record. The coding region runs from base 1 to 1773 and encodes 590 amino acids. The transcript is spliced from 5 exons. NCBI's taxonomy places the organism in Eukaryota, Fungi, Ascomycota, Sordariomycetes, Hypocreales, Nectriaceae.